UGUUAUUCAGUAUAGUGGAUAUUUUUUGUGUAUUAUGUCAUACUGGGAUCCUCUGCAAUCUCAUGACUGGGGAAAUGAAGCUCCAUCUCACACCACCAUAGUCCGACUGAAGAAAGAUAUUUUGGAAAUAUACAGAGCGCCUCCACCAGGCGUUGUCAUCUUACCUAAUCCAGAUGAUAUAACACGAUUACAGGCCAUAGUAACUGGACCUUUUGACACUCCUUACGAAGGGGGAUUUUUCCUAUUUUACAUACGCUGUCCUCCUAAUUACCCAUUAAAGCCCCCCAGAGUAAAAUUGCUAACAACUGGUCUUGGAAUGGUACGUUUCAACCCAAAUUUCUACAAAAAUGGCAAAGUGUGUUUGAGCAUACUUGGAACUUGGUCUGGGCCUGGUUGGAGUCCCGCCCAAUCUUUAUCAUCUGUCCUUAUUUCAAUACAAUCUGUGAUGAACGAGUCACCGUAUCAUAAUGAACCGGGAUUUGCAAGUGAACGAGUAGCUGGUGACUCGAUGCGAUACAAUGAUUGCAUUAGACAUGAAACAAUAAGAGUUGCUGUUUGUGAUAUGGCGAUUAACAAUUCAUUGGACACUGAAGUUAAAAAAGUUGUGCAGUCAUCUUUUAUGGAAUAUUAUGAUUAUUAUGUUAGCACUUGUAAGAAUUUGAUGAAAAUGGAUGGGAGAACAAUGCAAGACCCAUUUAAUCAAAAUACAGGACAUUUCCGAUUUGGGGAAUUACUUGCCAGACUUGAGUCAAUAAAACAAACACUUUCUAAUAGUCCAUAUGUAGUUCCAAUGGAAACUGAUGAGCCAGGUCCGUCUCAUUAACUUCAAAAUUCAAUUAAUUUUUACUCUAUAGUCACCGUACUUUUAAGUUUAAUAAAUGGAAUAGUUCCAAAUCAAUAUCAAUGAUAUAAUAAUGUUUAUUUUUGUAUUGUUUAUGAGUAUAUCUUAAUAUAGUAUAAUAUAUCUUUUAUGUUAGUUUAUUGUUAAUUUUGCAAUCUUCAAUAUGAAUGCAGUGCAUAAACUGACAUGAUUUCAGUCGCCUUUGAGUUUAGGUUUUAUUUUUAAAACUCUCGCUACAUUAAACUUCAAUGUACGACACACCUCUAACUUCUAUUUCUAUGCUUAUUACAACUAUCGGUACACACGUUCGGCUGAUUACUUCAAAAAAUAAAAAUAACAUCCAAAAGCCAUUAUUAUGGAAUAUAUCUAUGCGCAGCUAAAAUAAAUUUGUGUAAAUUUGUUAAACUUUUUUGUUUUUUCAUCAAUUAAAAGUAUAGUCAUUCGAGAGCCACAAAAAUUUGGAUUGCAUGCCGUAUCGGGCCCGCAAGCCGCAAUUUGCGGACCACUGUUCUAAUGCAUUGUCACUUACAAGAUGCUGUAGUUUGUCUCAAUGUGGCCAACUCGCAUAUGUACCAGAUUUUAUUUCUCAACCCAUACUUAAUGUUCUUUUUGUUCUGUUUAAAACUGAUUGCUAACUUUUUGAUGAAAACGUUUUUUACCAUAUUAUUUCAUUGUCAG
This is a messenger RNA of Styela clava, 1519 nucleotides long. RefSeq names its product ubiquitin-conjugating enzyme E2 Z-like. Gene Ontology annotation, molecular function: cysteine-type endopeptidase inhibitor activity. Gene Ontology annotation, cellular component: nucleus. Gene Ontology annotation, biological process: negative regulation of apoptotic process. The record is from RefSeq and is a predicted model, not a curated record. NCBI's taxonomy places the organism in Eukaryota, Metazoa, Chordata, Ascidiacea, Stolidobranchia, Styelidae.